GCGCCGUCCCCUGCACCAUCCCCUGCCCCUGAACCAUAGCUCUGAAUAUUUGAUUGCAGCAGGAAGAAAUGACGAUUUUUAGAGUUGCAGUCAGAUCAUUAAAUGGCUGUUUGUCGCACCAAUUUCAUCAGACUCAUUUUGCCAGACGUCUCUCAAUAUGGUCGAACAUAGGCAAUGGACCUAAUGACCAGCAAAACAAUAAUUCUCAUGAGUCUGUUGAGGAAUUUAGGCGGCGAAUAUUUGGCGAUACUCCUAGUGGCAAUUCCAAAACUGAUGCCUUAUUUGAUAAGCUUGAACGAAUGGGGAGGAGUCGUGAUAGGUCAAGCUCUAGAACUGAGAUGUUGAAUGAUCCGGAUGAAGGUUUUGACACAUUAACUGAUGGAAUGGAUGGAAAACUUGAGGAGGCAGCUGCAUACUUUGAAUAUGAUAUUGAGGAAGUAGAUCAAGAUGAUUAUUCUUUUCGCUAUGACGCGAAUUAUAGGCGUGCUUCGACAUAUGAUAUUAAGGAUCUUGAUCUUACAAAACCAGCUGCACCAAAAUUUGCCAGAGAUGACGAGUUCACAGUAACCACUGAAGAAGUUCUUAGAAAAGCAGAUUUCAGGAACGUGAGAUUCCUUGCAAACUUCUUAACACCGGCUGGAAUCAUUAUCAAGAGGAGCCAGACUGGCAUUAGUGCGAAGGCUCAAAGAAAGAUCGCCAGGGAGAUUAAAACAGCACGAGCUUUUGGGUUGAUACCCUUCACAACAAUGGGGACAAAGGCAUUUAUAUUUGGUAAAACUAUGGAGGAUCUUGAUGAUGAUUACGUGUCUCAGAGUUAUGAUCCCUACAUGGCCGUUAACAUGGAAGAUCGUUGAGUCUUAUGGUUACGCUGUGCAGUUAAAGUAACCUCCACUAUUCGACCUGACUUUUAAGAAAAAAUCCUCCCCACUUCCCUCUCCCCCAAUCCAAUAGACAGCUAAACUUAGCUGAGAAACUAUUGAUUUUUCAGGAAAUUUUGAUAGACAGGCACAGGCUGCUUAUGUAUUUACUUGUAUUAUUUAUUAAAUCAAAAUGAAACUAUUGAGUUUGUUUGAGAAUUUGUCAUGGUUCAACUUCUGUGUAAA
Messenger RNA from Neltuma alba, 1103 nucleotides. RefSeq lists its product as uncharacterized. Gene Ontology annotation, molecular function: structural constituent of ribosome; small ribosomal subunit rRNA binding. Gene Ontology annotation, cellular component: mitochondrial small ribosomal subunit; ribosome. The record is from RefSeq and is a predicted model, not a curated record. Gene Ontology annotation, biological process: translation. The coding region runs from base 69 to 854 and encodes 261 amino acids. Lineage: Eukaryota; Viridiplantae; Streptophyta; Magnoliopsida; Fabales; Fabaceae. The transcript has 5 exons.